Messenger RNA from Colletotrichum costaricense, 1569 nucleotides. RefSeq lists its product as uncharacterized. Gene Ontology annotation, biological process: DNA-templated transcription. The record is from RefSeq and is a predicted model, not a curated record. Bases 1 to 1569 code for a protein of 522 amino acids. Gene Ontology annotation, molecular function: DNA binding; zinc ion binding. The transcript has 5 exons. Lineage: Eukaryota; Fungi; Ascomycota; Sordariomycetes; Glomerellales; Glomerellaceae.
AUGCCAACAGAGCCCGCCAAGAAGAUCUCAGUCGCAUGGCUGGAGUCGUUCAUCGGCAAACUUCAAGCCGCGCCGAGCCCGGAGCGGGACAGCCUACUAAAGACCGUCUCCUUUGGGGAUCACCUCUCGGCCCCGGAACCAGCUUCAGUAGUGAACGUGAGCGAAGAGAGAAAUCCUGAGCCAUCUCGAGGCAGCAGCGAGAACCUCCAGGUCGACCUUGAGGGUUCGCUCAUCUACCAUGGUGCGACGAGUAUCUAUCGCGCCCAUCUCGGGGUGCCAGCGCGGGGCAACGCCUCACCCUCACGCGAGCUUUCUGCGAACUAUGUUGUUGGCCCCGACUCAAAUUUUGAGCAUGUGGCGGAGCAUUUCGGAAUCAGCUUAUACGACGAACUGGUAGAUGACGCAUUGAUGCAGUUCUUCAAAUGGCAGUACCCGCACUUCAUGUUUAUUUACCGAGAAGCCUUCUUGAGGGACCACUUUGGUGACCGGGUUCACGGCAAGUAUUGGUCAUCGGCUUUACUCCUGUCUAUCUGUGCCCUGGGUACACUCAUGUCACCAGACAAGCGCCACAGAGAUGCGAGCGAGCAGUUCUUCUCCGCUGCCGAGAGCAUACUCAUCGUCUCCGGCUUCACGAAACCUUCAAUCGUUACUGUACAGGGCUUCCUCUGCCUGGCAUUCUACGAGAUUGGAAGAGGAAAUCUCUCAAAGGGAUGGGGCUUUUCGGGAAUCGCGUUCCGCAUGGCACAAGACAUGGGGUUUCAGAGGGACCCGAAACAUUGGGUAUCCCACGAUGCAUCGCUAGCUACCGAGGAAGAUUUGGAGAUUCGCAGACGCAUCUUUUGGGGAUGCUACACUUCUGAUAAGUUGAUUAGCCUGAUCCUUGGACGAUCAGUCUAUCUUUUCUACGAUGACGCAGAAGUCGAAACCACCAACAGGCUCCCAGACUUUCCAGAGAUGAAGCCCUGGCUCUCUGCUGGGUUCUCGGAUUAUGACGGGGAGUUCGAUGUCGUAAAUCCCCUCAUCCCGUGUUUCAAGGAGCAGAUCCGGCUUUCCAAGAUCAUCGAGAAGAUGCUUUCAAAGUUGUUCUCCACCAAGAGCAGCCUGGAGGGUAUCGGUCGCCAGUCGUGUCUCGACAGCCUCAACUUUGAGCUGUGUAGCUGGUAUGAAGCAUUGCCGGACUGUGCGAAAUGGAACAGAUGGGAACCAUCAAGCACCCUGCUCAUCCCAAGCGUGGCAGCACUUCAUUUGCUCUUUCACAGCGUCCGCAUUGCGCUAAAUUUCGAGCAAGCGGUGUCUCAUGACAUUGCAGCUCUGAAGGACAACGCCCGCAAAGACUCCUUAUCAUCUGCGGAAGACAUCGCACACAUUGUACGGAAAUACCGCAGCCAGUAUGGUCUUGGACACAGCCCUCUUAUGAUGAUCUACGGAGUCAUGCAAGCGGUGAGAACGCUGUCGUUAUUCGGCACGCCGGAAGAAGCUCAGUACUUGUUGCAUGUUUUGGACGAAUGUUCAUCUGCCUGGACAUUGGCCCACCAGGCGAAAGAUAGGUUGGCACGAAUCGAGGUGUGA